AUGCCUAACUUCUUUUUGGUAGCUGGAGCUACACAGUUAUCAGUAGCGUUGUUAAACGUUAUCAUACCAGCCGUUGCAUGGUUAACAACAGGAAUUAUAUCAGCUACUACGGUUCCUGCUACAUAUUUUUUGGGUCCAGGUGUGGUUGGCAUUACCCUCGCUACUUCGGCCUUUUCAUGCUUUAUGGCAAGAAAUAAAGCACUUGAUACAGUGGUUGCAGGCAUUUAUGUUUUUUCACUACUUGCUACAACAUAUUCUAUUAGCAGUAUUUUAAUGUUUAUUAGUGUUAUAGUACGGUUGGCUACUUCAAAUCUAUUAAAUACUGCUGUUGGAGCUUUGAUUUUCACCUUGGUUACCAUCGCUAUUUUAUGUGCAUCUAUGGGUGUUGCUAUAUGGGUCAUUUACACAGCAAGAAAAAUGUUACUCAAAUCUGACUCUGUACAAUCAGUUGACAAUCCUGAUUCCCCGCCGACCGUAGCUGAGCCAACAAACUGUUUAACAGAUAGGACAUUGGCCAUAUUAGAAAUGUCAGCCGGUAACUUACUUGUAAUAACCCCGGGAGUAGCAAUAUUCUUCCCAUCUAUUCAAAGACUGUAUUGUGUGUUACCGCUAUAUGCUGGAUCAUUGCUGAUUGCUUCUGGAAUGAUGGGAUAUGAUUAUACAACUAAGAAAAGAUAUGCUCUUAUGUUGUGGUCGUUUGUUAUGACUCGAUUAAGCCUGCUAUUAACUACUGUAGCUAUCGCUGGAACUGGAUUCUAUUUGGGCAUCACUGUUGGAAGUGGUUCUACAGCUCCUACUAAUUUAGCUCUUAUUUCAUUAAUUCUGUUGGUUAGCAUUUAUGGCUUUAUAAUAUCUAUUGUAUCGUUGGUUGUUACACGUAAGAGACUUGGGAUAGUUUGCAGUUGUAACUUUAAUGUCAAAGAUAUGGAGUUUAUAUUUGGUGUGACAAUGGUGGUAUUAGGAGUAGUAUAUGCUAUUGUAGCAGCGGUUGGAUUAGUUUUGUUUGCAGCUCGCUAUUUUACAAUUGUUGGAUUUUUCGUUGCAUGCGUGGAAAUUUCAUUUGUUGUGAGAUCAGUCUUGUCUGCCAGCUUUUCCGUUGAAUGUGCAGUAUUGACAAUUGUGGAGUUUAUUGCCUAUUUGCGUUUAAAUCCAUCUUCCGGCCUUCUAGUACGCGGAGUUGCUAUGAUGGCUACAAUUCUUGUAUUUAAUAUAGCCACAUUUGGUGUAGCAGUAGCGGCUACCGUGAAAACAGGCAGAAAACAUCAAUUGUGCGGUAUUUCUUCCCAGACUGGCCCAUCUGAAGCUGAAUCAUAA
Molecule: messenger RNA, 1314 nt
Organism: Trichoplax adhaerens
Lineage: Eukaryota; Metazoa; Placozoa; Uniplacotomia; Trichoplacea; Trichoplacidae
Exons: 6
Coding region: 1-1314 (437 amino acids)
Source: RefSeq, a predicted model, not a curated record